This is a messenger RNA of Pungitius pungitius (ninespine stickleback), 2362 nucleotides long. RefSeq names its product acyl-Coenzyme A binding domain containing 3 (gene acbd3). Gene Ontology annotation, molecular function: fatty-acyl-CoA binding. Bases 58 to 1686 code for a protein of 542 amino acids. Gene Ontology annotation, cellular component: Golgi membrane. NCBI's taxonomy places the organism in Eukaryota, Metazoa, Chordata, Actinopteri, Perciformes, Gasterosteidae. The record is from RefSeq and is a predicted model, not a curated record. The transcript has 8 exons.
AACUUCCGCCAAAUUUAAACGGAAGUAGGUACGUGGCCGCUUCAACUGACAGUCUACAUGAUGGCGACAGAGGUUCAGAGCGGCGACCUCGACAGUGCUACUUCCAGCCGGCUCGAAGUUUCCAUCGAUGGCCUCACCCUCAGCCCGGACCCGGAGGGCGAGCAGACCCAGCUCGAAGAGCCGCGGCCCGAACCCGGGGAACCCGACACCGACACGUCGGGUGCCGCGGGGGGCGAAGAUGGAGAGACUGCUAAAUCCGCGAUAGAGAGGAAAUGGGGCUUUCCUUUGCUGGAGCUCUACGGAAUGGGCCUUAAAUUUUUCAAAGAUAAAGAUGGAAAGGCCUUCCACCCGACCUAUGAGGAGAAGCUUCGCCUGGUGGCUCUGCACAAACAGGUGUUACUGGGGCCUUAUAAUCCUGAUGCUUCACCAGAGGUCGGCUUCUUUGAUGUCCUGGGCAACGACCGCAGGAAAGAGUGGGCCUCCUUGGGUAACCUGGACAAGGAGGAGGCCAUGGUGGAGUUUGUCAAGUUGCUGAACAAGUGCUGUAACCUCUUUGCUCCCUACAUAACUUCUCACAAGAUCGAAAGGGAGGAGCAGGAGAGAAAAAGGAAAGAAGAAGAGGAGCGGCAGCGCCUGGAGGAGGAGGAAAGGGAGCGGCAAAGGCAGGAGGAGGAGAGACGGAGGCUCGUGGAGGAGGAAAGGCAGAGGAGAGAGGAAGAGGAAAGGAGAGAGGCAGAGGAGGAGAGGCUACGCAUUGAGCAGCAGAAACAACAGAUUAUGGCGGCGCUGAAUGCUCAGACAGCGGUGCAGUUCCAGCAAUACGCUGCUCAGCAGUACCCCAACAGCCCGGAGCAACAGCUGGGCCUCAUCCGUCAGCUCCAGGAGCAGCACUACCAGCAGUACAUGCAGCAGCUCUACCAGGUGCAGCUGGCCCAGCAACAGGCGGCCUUACAGAAGCAGCAGAUGCAGGCGGAUUCGAUGGUGCAGGGCACCCUGGAGCCCGGUGGCUUCGGCGGCGGCGAACUGAUCCCCGCCUCAGCCGCAGGGCUGAUGUAUGCGGCCUCACCGCCUGCCAGCGAGGAAGCCCCGACAGUCAAUGGAGGCCAUUCGGACUCGUACUCGGAGAGCAUGGACAGGGAGCCUGAGCCGGCAGAGGAGGUCUCGGAAAACGGGCCUUUAUUAGCAGACUCUCCACCGGUCAUAGCGGCUCCCUCCAUGUGGACGCGGCCACAGAUCAAGGACUUCAAGGAGAAGAUCCGGCAGGACGCGGACAGCGUGAUCACAGUGGGGCGCGGGGAGGUGGUCACGGUGCGGGUGCCCACCCACGAGGAGGGCGCGUACCUUUUCUGGGAGUUUGCCACGGACUAUUACGACAUCGGCUUCGGCGUGUUCUUCGAGUGGACGGACGCAGCCUCCGCUGCAGUCAGCGUGCACGUGUCGGAGUCCAGCGACGAGGACGAGGAGGAGGAAGGUGAGCCUCCCAGCGAGGAGGAGAAGGCCAAGAAGGAGGCGGGGAAGCCUCAGGUGGAUGAAAUUGUGCCGGUGUACCGGCGGGACUGUCACGAGGAGGUGUACGCCGGCAGCCAUCAGUACCCGGGCCGCGGCGUCUACCUGCUCAAGUUCGACAACUCCUAUUCACUCUGGCGCUCCAAGAGUGUUUACUACAGAGUCUACUACACCAGAUAAGCCUGACUACAGACACAGGGGAUCCAAGGAGUGUGUAUGUGUGUCCAGAUAUACGUAUAUACGUGUGUGUGUGUCCAGAUAUACGUAUAUACGUGUGUGUGUGUGUUUGAAGGAAAAAGUGAUACCAGGUCUAUUCUGGACAAAACCACCAGAGGGCGACAAAGAGACUCUUUGGAAGCCCUAGUUUGGAGACUGGACUAAUACGUGUGUGUGUGUGAGUGUGUGUAUCUAAGAUAUCCCAUGCUAGUGUGUGUCAUGGAGCCCUUUCUACUUUUUUUUCAUCACCUGUCCUCGCUGCGCCCCCGUAGACAAAGCUGCAGGGCUUCGAUCUCUCUCUCUCGUAUUGUUUCGAUCACUUCUCGCCCCCGGGCUCCUCUUCAGUCGCCACUGCAACUCUGCACUGUCUAACGUGGCUUGUGGCUACUUCUGCACCGGGUGACGCUUUUGUGACCGUGUUAGUCGGAAGUCUGGGAAGUCCAGCCCUCUUUGAGAGCCACGUUUCAUGUUUGGUGGCAAUCGAUCGUUGUUUAUCCCAGAAGAACACAGACAAUGUUGGAUUAUAGUUAUAUUGCAAAUGUGUGUCAUGACACUAUGCCUUUUCCACAAAGAGCCUUUGGUCUUUGCUGAGUCUCUACACACACACACACACACACACACACACACGCGCACACGCACA